This is a messenger RNA of Plasmodium cynomolgi strain B, 1869 nucleotides long. RefSeq lists its product as hypothetical. The annotation marks the transcript as partial. NCBI's taxonomy places the organism in Eukaryota, Apicomplexa, Aconoidasida, Haemosporida, Plasmodiidae. The transcript has a single exon. The record is from RefSeq and is a predicted model, not a curated record.
UGGCUAUGUUCAUUGUGAUUUUAAAGAAUUGAUAAACAUUACAAAAUUUUUACAUCAUUUCCAGAAAAUAUGUAAUUCAAAUAUUCAGGCGAUUAUACACGAUAGCCAUCAGAGUCUUAACCUCCGAAUUGUGCAGAGGUACCUGAAGGAGCAUGGGAAAAAAAGUGGUCCCUCCGUUGGAGGCACAUAUAAUAGUGGCGAAGUAUAUACACACGUUUAUAACUACAUUGCAAAAUAUGACAGGGCUGACAAUGUAGACAUUCUUUUGUAUUCCCUCAUAAAGGGGAAAGAGACCAAUGUUGCUAUAGAGGGGGGGUCAUACAGGGAAGUGACGACUGACGGGUGCGCUCAUGUUGGGGAGGGACCCUUGUUAGAUAGCCCCGGUGGAGCUUCCCAGAAGGAGUACUCCCAGAGGGGCUGUAAAAAUGACGGAUUUGGAGAUUUCCCCUUGAAUGGGGCCAACCCAAAGGAGGGCAGCGCCAUAGCGGAAGAGGCGACGCAGCAGGGAAAUCAAUUCAGCAUGAUCAACGCGGAAGAGGCGACGCAGCAGGGAAAUCAAUUCAGCAUGAGAAACGCGGAAGAGGCGACGCAGCAGGGAAAUCAACUCAGCAUGGCCAACGGGGAAGAGGCGAAGAGAACGCUUCUAGUGGACUACAUAAACUCGUUUUACAAACUAAACGAUAUGUUCACCUUCCUUCUAAAUAAAGUGUUAAGUUAUUUCAACGAACACGCACAAAAUUUUAAUUUGUACCAUUUAAAGCUUUUGUUUUUCUUUUUGGGGAAAUUUCAAAUGUUUGAUGCACAAUUGAUGGAAAAAAUAACCAACAGGAUUAUCGAAGAAAUUGAAAGGAUAAAAACCAACCCGAAGCUCCUACAGGAUGAUACGUCAACAGAGGAAAGGAAGAAGCAUAACUACGCAAAAAUGAGAAUUAAAAAGCUCAGGAAAAAAUAUGUCAAUACAUUUAUUAAAGUAGACUCGAAAGAAUUCCUAACCCUUCCAUACACAAUCGGUUUGUCUAUGAACACAUACUUUAAUAACUACCUAAUUGAAUAUGUAAAUAUUUACAUACUUAGUUUAAUUAACUCGAGAGUCAACUGCGAUAUGGUAAGUUUUACGUACUGCCUCGUUGGGUAUAAGUACAUUAUGGUGCACUUUUUUAUUUUGUUCAAUAUAUUUUUGUUUAAAGAAAAAUGUAUGAAGAAUUCAAAACUGUUGGAGAAAUAUAGCAUCUUUUUGCGUCGAUUGGGGAAAGAUGCCACUUUUCGUGGAAGUGCCCAGUUCGGGGGGGCACACUCAUUAGCGCCAAGUGAAGAAACGAAGGAUUUCUUCCUUCGCAGCAGUAGUAGUAUAGAACAGGAUGGACCUACGCAAAAUAUCCUCAGUAGGGAAGAAAAACUGACCAAUCGUGAAGCCCACGUCAAAAUGUGUAAAAGUUCAAACGAAGAAAACAAUCACAUGGCUACUUUUACGUGUACCCAGAAAGACCACACGGAUGAGAGAGACAAAACAGAGUGGCACACAAACCCUGAGGAGAUCUUCAACUUGCUUCUAGGAGAAUUCCAAAUGAGAGUAAAAAAUAUUUUCCUAAUAAACUUGGACAAACAUUCCAUGCAACAAUCAUAUAACAGCGAACAGCUUCGUAAAUUUUAUUUGCACUACAAAAAAUUAUUCGAGAAGGUAUUCAAUUAUGCCAUUUUUCUCCUAAGCAAAUAUGAACCUGAUGAAAUGCUGCGCAUUUACAAAAAUUUGAAUGCCCAUGCGCUAAACGAUCAGGUUGUGAAGCAGCUGUACGUGGAAGUGCUCUAUGAUAAGGUUGUUUUUAAUUCGGGAAAUGAAAAAAAAGUUUCAAGUUUGUUGCGGUGCGUUUG